This is a messenger RNA of Coccomyxa subellipsoidea C-169, 4206 nucleotides long. RefSeq lists its product as hypothetical. The transcript has 25 exons. Gene Ontology annotation, biological process: regulation of post-transcriptional gene silencing. Lineage: Eukaryota; Viridiplantae; Chlorophyta; Trebouxiophyceae; Coccomyxaceae. The record is from RefSeq and is a predicted model, not a curated record. Bases 1 to 4206 code for a protein of 1401 amino acids.
AUGGCUGUUCAGGCAAUCUGGAAGAGCUUGGAUACCGCCACUGUGCCGCCUUUGGUGCGGGGUCUGGUUGACCUCUUCAAGAAGCAGGCGGAGGAGGGCAGCCAGCCAGCAGCUGCUUGGCAGGCGCACCUGCUCAGCAAGACACUCUGCGCGCACCCGGAAGCCUCCUAUCAGCUGCUGCAGUGCAUACAGCAGUUGCUGGUGGAGAUCAAUGAGUACACGGAGCCGCCGCCCUUGUGGACGCAUCUGAGGCCUUUCUUGAGCUUCGCUCUGCUUGAUCCCGGACCUCAAGGGCUUUAUCUGAGUCCUAUCAUGCACACGCUUGUAUUUGAUGCGCCGCCCCUUGCCAAAGAGAAGGCAAAUCACCUCCUGCACAAGCUGCGCUUGCCUGAAACGGAUGAAGACGACUCAGCAGCCAAGGAACUCGCCAAUGCUAACCGGCGUGUCCGUUUUGAGAGGACAGACCUCAGGUGGAGCCUGUGCGCCCUGAACACAGGCUGCUGCAGCCUCCUCCGGAACUUUUUCAACAGCAGCGGCGGAGAGGCGGUGGGGUGGCUGCAGUCCCUGCAGGCCAGCAUGCGCCAGGCAGCAAACAGCAGAUCUACAGCUUCGCGCACAGCUGCCGCGCCCCAGUCUGCAGCGUUACCAUCUGAGGCUGCCCAGCCGAGCCUCUCUGAGCCAUUUGUCAUGGCACUGCCGGCUCUGCUGUGCCACCCAGAGGCGGCAGUGCAGGUGGAAGCUGCCCGGACUCUGGCGCAGGCUGUCAAAGCCGUGCCCCUGCUGGGCAUCUCCUUCCUGCCGCUCAUUGUGUACCACCUGCAGAACUGCACCUCCCCUGGGGAGGAAGGGAGGGCAGAGGUGGAGUCAGCGCUACUGGAGGCGAUCCCAGCAAUGGCGGUGCACAGCGCAGCGCUGCCCUUUGUAAACAGGGCCCUAACACAGCUCCCACCUCUGGGCUCGCCCGAGGCAGAGCAAGCGCGGCUGAUGCGGCUGCGGGCGCAGCUGUGGCUGGGCAGCGGCCACGGCUUCAAUGCUCUGAGCGAUGCGCUGCUGGGUACGGGGGGAGAGAUUCCCAGCAAGCAGCAGCGGGAGAGCGUGGAGCUGCGAGUGACUCGAGCGCAGUGCCUGCUCGAUGUGUGCGCGCAAGAUGUCGGCAAGGGCUACCAGCUGCUGGAGGGGAUUGAGGGGUGUCUGGGGAGUGAUCUAGAGGAGGAAGCUGCGCUGGCGUUUGAGGCACUGGCACUGCUGGUGGAGAGGGACGGCCUUAAGUUCCAGAAGGCAUGGGCGGCCGUUCAGAGGCGUGCGCCGACGCUGCCUGAUCAGGCGUGGGUGGCGGCUGCAUGGCUGGCGCUGCUUGGGCAUGCCCACCGGGACGCCGAGAAACACCCCGAGCAAUUUGCUGGAUUCCAUGACACGCUGUGGCAGGCCACAGAGCACCCCUCUGCAAGGGUGCGAGCAGCAGCGUACGCGGCACUGGCGCGCUGCCCAAUUGAGACUCUGGAGCUGCUGGAGCUGGCCAAGCCUCUGCAGCAGUACAGCCGACUGCUGCUGCAAGAGCGCGAUGCUUCCGCCCUGGCCGCCUGUGAGGGCCUCGUCACCGCCGCCCUCUCCUACGAGCAUGCCCGACGCCGCAGGUAUGUGGGCGUGGCAGCCAAGGGACCAACCGCCGCUACCCAGAAGGCAGAGGAUCCACUGCUGCGGCGUAUGACCAAGGUCCUGCCCAAGCAGCUCUGCAGGGCGGCGGUUGGAUCAUCUGGCGGCGCAGCAUCCCCCGGUGCGCUGCUGCUGUGCUGGGCACCCCCGGCGCCGUCGGCCGAUGCGUACGUGACCCCGGCAGAGCACGCGCGCGAGGCGGCGGCUGCGUAUCGCGCACGGCUCGCGGAAAUCGCCGCGGACGGCCCCGCCACGGCCGGCAACUGCGCCGCCAACAGCGACCUCGUGUUUCACUCCUGGAAGCGCUUCCUGUCCCGCUGGAUGGGCGCCCUCAAAGCUGCUUCGCAGUCGGAUGGCAGCGCCUCACAGGGGGAGGCGGCCACGACUGCAGCGGGCGAGGAGGUGUGGGCAGCGAUUCAGCAGGUGAUGGAGGAGGGAACAGCACCGGCACCAGACGAGGCAGUGUACGCGGCAGGCGCGCUGUGCUCACUGCUGCAUGGCCGGGCCAGGCACACCUGCAGCGCCAUCCUCAACAGGCUGACAUCAGCCGUCUCGUCCCCAAGGACUCAUGCUGCGUCAACCAGGGCCUACCUCCUGGCUUUGGGCGCUGCAGCCCAAGGCGGCGAGACAUCGGACGCCAUUGUAUUUCUUGGAAACGCCCUGAGCACGGAUGCCGAUGCCUCUAUGUGGCCAGCAACUGCUGAAGCACUUGGGGCCACUUGUGUCAGCGUGGAGCCCAGUGAUAUGCCCGAGCAAUCAGCCGAGAUUACCGGCAUUGUGAAAGGUCAGGUAGUGGGAGCGGCGGCCACCAGCUUGGGAUGUCUGGUGGCCGGCCUGGCGCCAGAUCAGGCGCAUGCUGAAGCGCAGCGCAGCGUGGACGCCAUGCUGGCGGCGAUAGGGAACGCCCCCCGGCUGGCGCAGAGCGGCGGGGCCAGAUCUGGCAUUGCCGCCGGCCUGGCCGCCUUGCUGGGGGCCCCCCACCAGCUGCCCGGGGUCCCCCCGGCGGUGGGACCCCCCGCCCUGCUGGCCUCCCCGCAGACUGCUGACGCCACCAAACAGGCGCUCCAGGCACUAGAGGCGCUGGCAACGAAAGAAGCGGACCCUCAAGUGCGCAGAGCGGCGGCCUGGGCUCUGGCGGACGCUGCCGUUGCAGCGCGCGGUGGGCCAAGCCCGGGCGCACCAGCCAGACCAGGGGCGAGCGCAGACGCGAGGGCGUUGCAGUCUCUGCCAGAAGACGGCGCCAUGCGCAGCCUGCUUCAGUAUGCCCUCAACGCUGCAACUCAGUCUGGGGCCCAAAGCUGCUCAGCAGUUGUGCUGCACUGCCUGGCAGCUGCGGAGAAGCUGCCACCAGUCAAUGUGGGCGCGUUGUGCAGCAGUUUCCUGCAGCGAGCGGAUGCCACGCCCUCGCUGCAGGAAGCAGCUGUUGCUCUGGCACUGCGGCAUUCUGAAACAACAGGGGAUUUCCUGGAAGGUCUAUUCCAGCAGAGCAGCUUUUCGUCUCUGUCCUUGCGCCUUCACAUGCAGCUGCUGACUGGACUUGGCGGAGCCGUCAAUGCUCUGUCCGCCACUCGCAGCUCUCUGCUCUUAUCAUCGGUCCCACAACUCUGCUGCUCCACUGGUGCACACCAGCCGGGCGCAGAUUCCACAGGUGACGAGGGAUUGCAGCUUCAGACAGCUGCCUGGGAGGGGCUGCGGAGCUUGCUCAGGGGGAAUGAGGUGUCAGGCAGCGGAAGCAUCAGGGGUUUGACGAAUCUGGGGGAUGUGAGCGAUGCUGUGUACCAAGCCAUGCAGGGCCUCUUUGCGCUGCUGCCCUCACCACCCGCAACCCUGCCAGGUGAGGAGGUUGACAUGGAGGCCUGCAAUGCAAAGGCACAGCAGACCAGUAGGAAGGGAGAUGCUGCAGAUGCGCAGCUUGAUUGCCACUCAGAUGCAUCCAUUUUAUCCCUCUGGAGUGCUGUGCUGUCCCUGCUGCCCUGCUCAGAAGGCUCACCGGCAGGUGCCGGCCAGGUAUUUAUCAGGGCCAUGCUGGUGCGAUGGGGGGCGCUGCCACUCACUGAGCUGCAGCCCUGUAGGAUGUGGUGCAUUAGGAGCACGCCAGAUCUGGCCGGGCCACUUUUGGCAACAGUGGCCAGGUCUACAGCGGCGAUGCCUCACACGCAGAAGCAGCAGCUGCUCAUGGAGUGCCUGGACCUCGUCACGGUGUGCGAGCAUCCGGCGCAGGCCUUCACGAUGGCAGCACUUCUGGCGGCGACGUGGCGAGCGCAGCUGCACAGCGAUCCAGGGGAGACACACGUAACUGCGCAGUCGCCACCGGCCGCGGCUGCAGCGCUGCCUUAUGCCCUGCCCUCCUUGCUGGAACAUCCCCAGUGGCGCCCGGCGGCCGAUGCUGCUGCACACAGGCUGGCUGCAAUCGUGGAGCAUGCGGCUGGCAGCACCAUGGUUCAAUGUGAAGUGCUGGUGGGUCCCUGCCUGCUGCGCAAGGAAGAGGAGCGCUUCCUGUCCCGAUACUGGAGCUUGCCAGGGCGUGCAUCAUCGGCAUGCGAAACCUGUUGA